CCAGAAGUGCCACCUACCUGUGCCCAGCAGUGCCACCCACCUGUGCCCACCCACCUGUGCCCACCAGUGCCACCCACCUGUGCCCACCCACCAGUGCCGCCCAGCAGUGCUGCCAGUCAGUGCCACCAUCAGUGCCGCCAGUCAGUGCCCAGAAGUGAUGCCAGUCAGUGCCGUCUAUCAGUACCCAUCAUCAGUGCCGCCUAUCAGUGCUGCAUAUUAGUGCCGCCUAUCCGUGACACCUCAUUAGUGCUGCCUAUCAGUGCCACCUCAUUAGUACUGCCUAUCAGUGCCCUUUAGUGCUGCCCAUCAGUGCCGCCUAUAAGUGCCCAUCAGUGAAGGAGAAAAAUUACCUGUUUGA
Staurois parvus is the source of this 358-nucleotide messenger RNA. NCBI's taxonomy places the organism in Eukaryota, Metazoa, Chordata, Amphibia, Anura, Ranidae. The record is from the annotation of a GenBank genome assembly.